AUCUACAUUACCUGCGGCGCUCGUUGUGCCGAACUGAUGUUUCAGGAAGCGGUGGCGACAAGCAUUGAGGAUAACUUCCAAGGAUUCAAGAGAUUUUAAUGCUUUAAUGGUGUUGAAGCAUCGCGUUUUGAAGGCUACCAGACAUGGAGAACUGGAGCCUUAUUUCACUGUGUGUUUUGCUCGCCCUAACGGCGAGAUGGGCUGUGUCUUUUAACUCUUACUCAGGCGCUGGAAAACCACCAAUGUUUGGGGAUUAUGAAGCGCAGAGGCACUGGCAGGAAGUGACGUACAAUCUCCCCGUGCAGGAAUGGUACUUCAACACUACAGACAAUGACCUGAACUACUGGGGCCUGGAUUAUCCUCCACUCACAGCCUACCACAGUCUCUUAUGUGCUCAUGUUGCAAAGCUGAUUAAUCCUGCAUGGGUGGAGUUGCGCACUUCCAGGGGUUACGAGAGUGCUUCUCAUAAAUUAUUCAUGAGGGCCACAGUUCUCUUCUCAGAUAUACUGAUCUACAUUCCAGCAGUCCUCUUGUACUGCUUCUACCUCAGCGAAGGAUCCUACAGAAGGAAGGCUGCCACGGCUCUGUGCAUCCUACUUUAUCCAGGACUUAUCCUGAUCGACUUUGGUCACUUUCAAUAUAACAGUGUGAGUCUGGGCUUGGCGUUACUGGGUGUAGUGGGACUCGGUUUGGGUCGGGACCUGCUCGGAUCUGUGGCCUUCACCUUGGCUCUCAACUACAAACAGAUGGAACUGUACCAUUCGUUUCCUUUCUUCUGCUACCUGUUAGGCAGGUGUCUUAAACAGGGCAUUCUGGGCAAAGGGCUGCUUCAGUUAGUGAAGAUCUCACUGACUGUGCUGGUGACUUUUGCCCUCUGCUGGUUGCCUUUCCUGUCAGACCCACAGCAGAUCCUGCAGGUUCUGCAUCGCUUGUUCCCAGUUGGCCGCGGUUUAUUCGAGGAUAAAGUAGCUAACACAUGGUGCAGCUUGAACGUCCUGAUAAAGAUCAAGACCCUGCUGUCCAGAGAUACUCAGCUGCUCCUCAGUUUUGCGAUGACUCUCCUAUUCAUUUUGCCUUCGUCAAUUAAAUUGUUGACCAAACCCACCCUAUGGCAAUUUAAAUUGGCUCUGGUGAACUCCUCAUUGGCCUUUUUCCUCUUCUCCUUUCAAGUCCACGAGAAGUCUAUCCUGCUGCCAGCCUUGCCAGUGUGCCUUCUGAUGAAUGAACUUCCACUAAUGGCCAUUUGGUUCCUGGUGGCUUCCACCUUCAGCAUGCUGCCUCUUCUGCUGAAGGAUGGUUUGCUCCUGCCUUACAUGGUGACCUCACUGGCCUUCAUCUACUUCAGUGUGUAUCUUCUCUCAGCUCUUGAAAAAGCCUCAGAGGAGGAGCUCAGACUCGGCCCGUGUCACAAGCUCACCCAGUACUGUCUGUCCAAACACACCCUCAGCCUGAUGAUCAAGUGCACAUUUGGAGUCUCGUUAUGCGUCAUGGCUGGUCUGAGCUUUAUGAGUGUGGCACUGGAUCCUCCAGCUAAACUGCCAGAUUUGUUCCCAGUUCUAGUUUCAGUUUUCUCCUUCUUUCAGUUCCUGGCCUUGCUGCUGUAUUUCAAUUUCAUCCAACUGACCGAGCUGACCAACAAAAAGGUCCAAAAGAAGACAAACUGAAACAGUGGAUCUGUCUGAAAAGGGGGGGAAUUAGGGAGAAUGAUGACAAAGGAAAAGGAAAAUUCCUUGCAUUAGGAUGGAUUGGGCUUAAUUUAGGAAAUUGGAUUUCCUCUUAAUAAACAGCUUGAGGGGAAAAAAGAUCCCCUCUGUUUAAAAUAGUGACUUGGUAAGAAUGGAUGGAAAGUUUUGCCAGAUUACGAAAGAACGAUUAUAAAAACACACAAAGCCUCACUGCAUCAGGAAUCUUUCUUUCUUUAAAACUUCCAUCCUUGGGGGAAAAAAAAAAA
This is a messenger RNA of Hemibagrus wyckioides, 1951 nucleotides long. RefSeq names its product ALG6 alpha-1,3-glucosyltransferase (gene alg6). Gene Ontology annotation, biological process: protein N-linked glycosylation. The coding region runs from base 144 to 1664 and encodes 506 amino acids. The record is from RefSeq and is a predicted model, not a curated record. NCBI's taxonomy places the organism in Eukaryota, Metazoa, Chordata, Actinopteri, Siluriformes, Bagridae. Gene Ontology annotation, cellular component: endoplasmic reticulum membrane. The transcript is spliced from 14 exons. Gene Ontology annotation, molecular function: dolichyl pyrophosphate Man9GlcNAc2 alpha-1,3-glucosyltransferase activity.